AUGGCCAACCCAGCCAUGAGGUACCAGCGGCUGAGCUCCAGGGACGACAGCGCGGCGGCGGCGCUGACGCUGUGCCAGGGCAGCCAGGAGCUGCGCGAGGCGGGCGUCGUGGAGGGCGCCCUGGCGUCGCUGGAGGAGACCAAGGAUGUGUUGAGCAGGCUGCACAAGAUGAGCACAUUUGAGAGCAUGAGUUUCGACCCUGUGGAGAAUGAUGUGGAGCGUUCAGCUCAGCUGCACCGAAGGCAUUGGGACUAUUUCAACGAAGAGGCCUGGAGAUGGGCAAUUUCUGCACUCAUUGGCUUCUUGAUGGGGUGCAUCGCCUUUCUGGUGGACCUGGGGAUUGAGGUACUCAACACAUUGAAGAUCAGCACAGUUCUCCAGGUCAUGGAUGUAUACGGUGGUGUAUGGAUGCCGUAUUUUGCAUGGGUUGCCUUUCCAGUCCUGUACGCCCUUGUGGCCGGUGCUCUUGUGUCGUAUGUGGAGCCCCUUGCUGCUGGAAGUGGUAUUCCUGAGAUCAAGGUGUACCUCAAUGGAGUCCACAUAAAGGGUCUGCUGCACAUCAAGGCCCUCGUUGCAAAGCUGUGCAGUGUGAUGUUUACCAUUUCUGCAGGGCUGGUGGCAGGCAAAGAGGGACCCUUCGUGCAUGGGGGAGGCAUUGUGGGAGGGGGCUGUGGGAGCAUGGGGUCCAAGUUCAUCACCGAGCUCAGAGGGGGAAAGGAAUUCAAGACAGCUAGGAAACAUGGUGGCUAUUUCAGAAAUCAUGUGGAUCACAGAGAUUUUGUUGCCAUUGGGACUGCAGCAGGAGUUUCCACAGCCUUUGCAGCUCCAAUUGGUGGUUUGUUGUUCACAAUUGAGGAAGGUGCCUCAUUCUACUCCCUUGCCACAGUCUUGUGGCGAGGCUUUCUGGCAACUUCAACAGGGCUCAUCACUUUGCAUUUCUUGGCAGAGAUGUAUGACCAACCUGGGUCGGCAAUGUGGGAGGCCAAGCUUGGGGUCAAGCGUGACUUUGGGCUCUACAGUGAUGGUGAUGCCAGCUAUGGACGCAACCUGUACUACUUCUUGUGGGAAAUGCCCAUCUACAUUGUGAUUGGAGCUGUUGGUGGCCUGUUGGGCGCUUUGUUUAUAAAGACCAAUGUGAAGAUCACACAGUUCAGGCAGAGGUUCAUACCUAUAAGGUUCUCCCAUCGCAGGCUGGUGGAGGUGGUGUUUGUUGCAUGGGUUACCAGUUCUGCAGCCUUCCUUCUGUGCUACGUGUCUCCGUGCGAUGAUGUGCCAGACAACAUCGAGCAGUUGCAUUUGCAUAGCUCAUCAGAAAACUUUUUUGGUGGUGGGGGUGUGGAAGGCAAUCCCUAUUUUCCACAACUGUGGUGCCCAGAUGGCCAAUAUAGUCGAUGGGGUCAAGUUUUUGGGGCGCCUCUGACACAGGCCCUUCGAUUGGUAUUCCACCUGGGAGAGACCCUACCCAAUGUGGGAUCGUUCAAUUUCAAGGUCGACUCGUUGGCACUGCUGUUCCUUUACACAUACCUGUUCAUGACAUGGACGUUUGGCAUUGGGGCGGCCACUGGCCUUUUUGUUCCGUCCCUGACAGUGGGUGCAACAAUUGGGAGAUUGGUUGGCAGGGGUGUGACAGUCCUGGUGCAGGAACUUGGAAUUUCUAAAGUUCGUGUGUCCCUUGGAGCAUAUGCCAUUGUUGGUGCAGCAGCUUCACUCGGCGGUGCGACCCGAAUGACAAUCUCUAUAGUGAUUCUUGUGAUGGAGACGACUGGUGCUCUGGAGCUUCUGGUGCCCAUCAUGGUAGCCACAUGGGUGGCCAAGAUGGUGGGGGAUUCCUUUGGCCUUGGCAUAUAUGACACACAGAUUGAGCUUCGAGGGGUGCCAUUGCUGGCAGAGGAUGCAAUGGAGCCUGAGUCCCGCAUUGUGCAUGAUGAGUUGUCAGUCAACGAAUUGAUGGCAUCUGAAAUGGUGUGCCUACCUCCCACCAUUAAAGUCGCUGACCUUGCAGCCACUCUGAGAAAGUUCUCCCAUGGGGGAUAUCCAGUCAGCACAGAGGUUGAGUGCCCUAUCCGAGCGCAAAAGGGCCCCGUCCAGAUCGAUGGCCUCAUCACAAGAUCCCUGCUGCUCAGGCUCCUUCAGCGAAGGAUUGGUUUGGUGCCCCAGGAACUGGAAGGUGCAAGCACAGGUAGGUACAGCCUGCCCCCAAGUGACAAAGAAAUAUUGGAGCUUCAAGACCAGCUGGAUGCCUAUCCCAUGAGACUGUCAGCAAAGGCCGACCAGGAGAAAAUCCUGAGUGCCGUGCCAGCAGAAGUCAUGGAGAGGGUGCUUGAUCUAAGGCCCUUCAUGCAGCGUCAGCCGUUCUUUGUGAACAGCACUGCCAGCCUCACUCGUGCAUAUCGCCUGUUCCGGACCAUGGGACUUCGGCACCUUCUUGUAGCCCCUACAAAGCCACUUGGGAUGGGCAUAUUGACAAGAAAGGAUAUCAUCAAAGAGAAUGCAAAGGUUGCCCUUGGAGAGAAGGCCAAUAGGAUUGUUAGUGGCAAGAGCAGGAUGAAGAAAAAAUUCACCAGAACAAGUACUCGGAGGCUUGUGGAAUUUAUGCCUGGCAUUGACACUGCUGCUGAAACUGGAACUGCCUUGUCGUUUGCCCCGCACUCCCUCAUGCGUCAAAUCACCCGCCGCAGGGGAUCAUUAGUUCGACAUGCCACAAUUGUGGAAGACAAUGUGGCUGGUGUGGAAGACGAUGGUGAAGUGGUGUGA
Molecule: messenger RNA, 2754 nt
Organism: Ostreobium quekettii
Lineage: Eukaryota; Viridiplantae; Chlorophyta; Ulvophyceae; Bryopsidales; Ostreobiaceae
Source: the annotation of a GenBank genome assembly